ACUGCGCAUGUGCAGGCCGCCAAAAAUCAACGGCACGCCUUCGAUUAUAAAGCCGUUUUUCUUUGUUGUCGAAAAUCAAAACGUGUUAGUUUGUAAUUCUCACGAAUCUUGGAGCGAUACCAAAUUCAACUACUUUAAGACAUUGGCUCGAAUUUUGUUUGUGCCUUCAGGUUUCGAGGAAAGGAACAAACUAAGAAAUAAUUGUUAACUUCUCAAACCAAAGGCCCGGAAACUCUGUGCGUAAAUGUUACAUUCUGGCGCAUACCGCUUUUUACUAGCUAGCUGACGGAUGUUUUCAGACAUAUUUUUCAAAAGAUAUGGGAAGUCUUUUUUUUGUCUUGAAUUUCAUUCAAACGUAAUGGAGGCCAAGGGAUUUGCAGUAGUUCACCACCAGUAAAGGUACAGCGUUAACUAGCCUUUCAGGUUAGUACAACUAACUAGUUAGCGCAGCUGCAAACCGUAGUAGCCUAACCUAGCUUGUUAGCUAGCGAAAGAACAUGUGACUAGGUAGAUAGCAAAUGUUCGCUGGAUCUCCAAAUACGAUCUAGGCGUUUGCAGCCACUUAGCUAACUUAUAUUGGGCAAAUGAUAAUAGCUAGUUAUCAAGUUAGCUUGCUCACAUCAGUUUUAUGGUCCAUGUUUUAAUUGAUGCAAAAUGGACGUUAAGCAAGAGGAAAAUGAGCGGGAGCUAUCCCAAACAAUAAUUUGGUCUGAUUCGAUUAAUGCCUGGAUAGAUUACCCAAGUUCUCUAUUGUCAAAAAACACAGAAACAGGUUCCCAUGUGGGUUUACUGAAAGAGCGUACAUGUGUACCUACCGUAAGUCCCCAAACAACAAGUCGAGGGCAGAUUUUACGUAUUUUUCCUGAAAUGACCGGAGCAAGUGAUGGGGAGAACAGGGGUGUCAAAAUUGUUUAUUUCUGCAAAGACCAAGAUACCAUCAGCACAUCUGAAAGGCAUUCGAUCAAAGAGGAGUCAGGACAUGUAUCAACCCUCAGUGAUUCUUUUGAAGCUCAAAUCAACCCAAAGUCACAGGGUUUUAGCCGAAAACAGACCCGGACCAAUAAUGAAUUGCCUGUAGACAAUGUUAAUAUCCAAGGCCAUAGUACUGCCAUUACUUCUGUGCUGACCUCACCUGCUAUAGAAAGUGGCUAUAAUUUAUCUGUAUCUAAUAUUAUUCCAGAAUAUUGUGAGCCAUUGAACUUUCCCUCAGAUGAAGAAGAAGACUACAAUACCAAUUUAAGACGAAGAUUGCAAUGCCAAAAAACGGUUGAGGAUAAAUAUCUAUGGCAGUGCCGUGGCUGUUACUCAAAACCUAACCCCAAAAGAUUUGGGAAAUAUUUGAAAGAUCCAUAUGCUAAGUGCAAGGAAAUAGGAAUAGAUUUCCAUGUUAGAUCUGGAGCGAGACAGAAACUUGAUUUGCAUUUACUGACAAUUGGUGUAAUGAUCGAAGUGUCUGAAUAUGUUAAAAACAUUAAUAGAUCUAACAAGCAUGUUAUCUUUGAUAUUCUAGAUUACAACUUUGAUCUUGGUGUGCAAAAUGAAGUACGAGGUUACUUUUCAAACAAGAUAGAAAGAAAAUUAAAUGACAUGCUGAAGAUGUAUACCAAGAGGAGAAAUCCUGAGUGGUUAAAAGAAGUGUUUGAACUUCCUGAUUCAAAGACAAUGAACGCAUGGGGAAAAUCUCGGUUUGCACGGUCCAAUUUGAAUAACAGCGUGUCAGAAAAUCCUACACCUUUUGACAUCUGCAUAAAGGAGAAGCCUGUUGUGGACCUGAUAGCUCCUCUGCAUGUGACGACUGAGAACCUCUCUACUCAGACAGAUGUAACACGAUGUGCUGAGACAGCAAUCCUUGACCCUGAAAAUGGACCUAAUGAUAUCUGCACAAGGGAUAAGUCAGAUCUGGGCGUCAUCCAUCAUGUCAAGACGGAGACUGUCAGCACUCAGACAGACAUGACAAUGGACCAAUCCUUCAUGAUGCCCACAGUAGAAGAAGCAUUGAGUGAACUCUACCCAAUCUGUAAGGAAAAAGGACUUGACCUUGAUGUGAAAUCAACAUUUGGGAAAAAGGAGAAACUUGACUUGCGUCUAUUGACCAGAGAGGUAAUGAUUGAAUUGGCUGAUUUUACCUCACAAAUGUGUGGAAAUUGGAAGCAGAUGGUCUGUGAUGUUGUUGAGCAUAAUUUUGAUCUGGAUUUAAAAAGUGGGAAAACUGACCUGGCUGAAGAUAUCAUUAAUAGGUUAAGAGCAGCUUUGCAGCCCAAUGUAAAUUUAAAAUUACAUGAUCACCGACUGAGAUGUGAAUUAGAAAAGGAAUACUUUUUCUUGAAGAAUUCGUGCAAACUCAAGAAUGAUACAGAGAUGUCCAGUAACCAGGUAACUACAGCAUCAUUUGAGCCGAAUGAUCAAAUGAAAGAAGUGUCGAAAAGGAGGAGAUUGGAUUUAAUGAAAAAGGAAAAAGAAAUGGACACGUGCGUAGCCAGGGAGACGGAGGGAGUCCGUUUCGAAGUCAGACCAGUAGAAUCUCAUUGUGUCAAGAAGGAGAGAAUCUCUGAUGAGACUGACCUUGCACUUUGUAUUGAUGAAACAAAGCAAAUUGUUGUUACCAACUUGGACCAAUCAAAUGUGACGUCUAACACCAAAAAAGUUGUCAACGCGUGCUACACACGCUGUGAGGAAAUAGGUCUGGACCUUGAUGUUGCAUUCAAACCCUCUAAAAAGAAACUGGAAUUUCAGUUACUGACAAACGGUGUAGUAUUUGAGGUGUAUAAAUAUGCUAAAAUAAAACCCUAUCCCCUAAAAGCAGAAGGAUGGGGGCAUAUUCUCUAUGCUAUUCUAGAAUACAAUUUUGACCUUAGUUUGCAAAAUCAGAGACGAAGUCAAUUUCAAUUUUGGAUUUAUCGUAAAGUGAAAAGAAUGGUUAAAAAACACAGACUUCAACUCACAAGAAGGGACAAACUCUCAAAAGAAUUGUUUGUAAUACCAAAUGUGAUUCAAACCAAAGCAAAAAAAACAGUGCUUUAAGAUUAUUUCCCCGGAAAAAUGUAUGGAACAAGAUGAACAAAAACGAGUUUAUCUUCAUCAUGUUAGACACUAUCGCCAUGGAGACGAUUUGAAACAAUCUCCACUGAUGAAGCAGCAAUGCUUGGCCAGGAUAAAAUGGACCAGACCUUCACUCUGAGAUCAAAGUGGUUUAUUUCUGUGAAGACCAAGAUACCGUCAGAACAUCUGAAGAGCACUUGAUCAUGGCAUGGAUCAACACCCAGUAAUAUUCGGGAAAAAAAUGUAUUCAGCCUCCCACAAGUCACCACUACCGACUGCAGAAAGGAGUUCUUUUGAAAGUCAAAUCAACCCAACUUCACAGAUGUUUUUUAAAAUAUUUUUAUUUCACCUUUAUUUAACCAGGUAGGCAAGUUGAACAAGUUACGUUAUGUAACAAGUUAUGUAACCAGAAGGUCACUACAGCUUCACUUGAGCCAAAGACUGAAAGGAGUAACAGAAAAGAGGAGAUUUAAUGAGGAAAAAUAAAUAAGUUGAUAUGUUUUAUAGCCACGAAGACCAAUGACAUGUAAUGCUAUGAAGUCAGACAAGUAGAACCUCAUUGUGACGAGACAGAGAGCAUCUCUGAUGUUUCAUCCCAGUAGAACCUCAUUGUGACGAGACAGAGAGCAUCUCUGUUGUUUCAUCCCAGUAGAACCUCAUUGUGACGAGACAGAGAGCAUCUCUGUUGUUUCAUCCCAGUAGAACCUCAUUGUGAUGAGUCACAGAGCAUCUCUGGUGUCAGAGGAAGGUCUUAAAAAUUGUCAGACUGUUCUGUCUGCUACCGCACAGCAAGCGGUACCGGAGCGCCAAGUCUGGGACCAAAAGGCUCCUUAACAGCUUCUACCCCCAAGUGAUAAGACUGUUAAACAGUUAAUCAAAUGGCUACCCGGACUAUUUGCAUUGCCCCCCUUUUUUAUGCUGUUGCUACUCGCUGUUUAUAAUCUAUGCGUAGUCAGUUUACCCCUACCUACAUGUACAUAUUACCUCAAUUUACACGACUAACCUGUACACCCGCACAUUGAUUCUGCACCGGUACCCCUUGUAUAUAGUCUCCUUAAUGGUAUUUUAUUGUAUUACUUUUUUAUCUUGCUUUAGUUAUGUUUUUUAAAUAGCAAAUAUUUUCUUAAUUAAUAAAAAAAAUCUGCAUUGUUAGUUAAGAGCUUGUCAGAAAGCAUUUCGCAGUAAGGUCUACACCUGUUGUAUUCGGCGCGUGUGACAAAUAAAAUUGUAUUUGAUUUAACUUAAUCUCCUCUCGGCCAGGAAAUAGAAUGGAGAAAAAUAUUACCGUGACCAGGAAAAGGAGUCUGAUGCAGAUAGAUUAAAGUCAUUGUAAUAUGUUAGGUUGAUUCUUGCCAAACUUUUUAAAUAUUUUGUAGUCGAGACUGGUUCUGAUAAGAAAUUCAAACAAAUCCCAGAAUUACAGAUCAGAUAUCCUAGGGUUUGUGGGUAUUAGAAAAUAUGCAAAACGUCAAGUGCUGUCAGUGUUGCAUUUGUAACCUUUGACAUGUUCAAGAAAACUCGCUCUUUGGAAUGCCUCUGGACAAUGGACAGUGAAAAAGACUUGUGUUGAAAUCAGGGCAGAGAGAACAGGGUUGUAGUCAAAAAGAAGAAGGGCUGUUGAGCAGGUGUGGUAGAGAGAAACACUAAAGCAGUGGAGCUAAAGUCUGGACAGGAUGUAGUCUAACGGUGGAAAAAAUUACACAAACUGGUUGAUGCACACAUUACAAUGACAACAGUUGCAACAAGCUUACUCUGAAUUGACCCAAAGACCAUACUUAGAAUGGUUCCUAAUGGAAGACUAAUUUCCUGUCUCCCUGAAGUCAAUAGACUCACAUUCUAUACCUCACAGAGUCAACAAGCCUACCAGAGAUUCAACUCCAUUGUAUUCAUUAGGAAUACUGUAGCAAAACGUGCAAAUGGUGUACCAAUUAACCUAGUCUUUUUAGUAUUCAGUGAAAUAAUGGGAAAUGUAUGUAUGUAUAUAUGUAUAUGUGUUUGACUUAUUUGGAUUAAGGGUUUAGACUUUGAUUUGUGGAUUGUGUAGAUUCCCUUGGCCUCCUGUUAACACUUGAUGCCUGGUCUUGCUGUAAAGAGACUGAAUACAGCAUGAUUAUUGCUACACUUCAUUUGUUUUCAGCGUUGAACGACGUUUCAAUUGACAAGCCAAACUCCACUACCUUUACAAGCCUCAAUAGAAGAACCUCUGAUCUUCUUUGUUAGAUAUAAGAAGGUAAACAAGGAUAUAUAUAUUUUUUUAAAUAAGACUUGCGUUGGUGAAAGAACCUACUAUGAUGGAGCAUGUUUUUCUUUUAGAAAAUAUAUUUGGAACUUUUCCGGGGUUUUUUCUAGCAAGAUUAAGAGACCGUACAUCAAGACUUGCUUUACUGAAACCAGUACUUCCUGUUUUGAACAUGAAGUUAUUCUACCAUCAACUGUGAAGUGGAAGUGUUUUGUUUGUUUUGAAGAGGACACUUUCACUAACGUUCUUAGCUGUUUCUCGGGACACCUGUGAGCCUCGGAUAAAAAGGUGAUGUGUGUUUGCAGUCUUAUCCCUUUUCUACUGUUUCAACUCUUCACAAAUGAAAACAUCUAAUCGCCAAAGGUUGACGCCAAUAAAGUCUCUCUGCUGGUGACGACGAGGUGGCCUCUACUAGUGAAGACGAGGUGGCCUCUCUACUAGUGAUGACGAGGUGGACUCUCUACUAGUGAUGACGAGGUGGACUCUCUACUAGUGAUGACGAGGUGGCCUCUCUACUAGUGAUGACGAGUCGGACUCUCUACUAGUGAUGACGAGGUGGACUCUCUACUGGUGAAGACGAGGUGGCCUCUCUACUAGUGAUGACGAGGUGGACUCUCUGCUGGUGAAGACGAGGUGGACUCUCUGCUGGUGAAGACGAGGUGGCCUCUCUACUAGUGAUGACGAGGUGGACUCUCUGCUGGUGAAGACGAGGUGGCCUCUCUACUAGUGACGACGAGGUGGCCUCUCUGCUGGUGACGACGAGGUGGCCUCUCUGCUGGUGACGACGAGGUGGUCUCUCUACUAGUGACGACGAGGUGGCCUCUCUGCUGGUGACGACGAGGUGGCCUCUCUGCUGGUGACGACGAGGUGGCCUCUCUGCUGGUGACGACGAGGUGGCCUCUCUGCUGGUGACGACGAGGUGGCCUCUCUGCUGGUGACGACGAGGUGGACUCUCUACUGAUCCUCUAUUUCCAUACAAGAUGGACAUGAAGUCUGUCUCCAUCUUCAACCUGUGGAUUUGCUCUGAGGAUGUUGGACACCACCGUUGCACCUUCAGCCACACUAAUUUCCUGUCAGACUGGUUGUCUUUGAACUCCAUGCCAUGGACUGACUAAUCUGAACAUUUACUACAACAGGAAUACAAAUGUUCAUCAGACUCACCACACACGGUGGACAGACUACUCUCUAACUGGUUGUGAGGUUACAGGAAAUAGACUGAUCUGUUAUGAGGGACUGCCAGGUUGUGUAACAGAAUAAUACAGCCAGCUCAUCUUCAUUUCUCUUCUGUUAGGCCUUCUGACAUGUUGGUCUCUGUUGUUGGAACUGUCAGUCUUUGUUCUGGGCUUCAGUUUUCAUCAUGGUGGAUGCAGAAUUGUAAUCCUGAUUAGAUUAUGGUUAUAAAGACUUCAGGAUGUAGCCAGUACAUUGAAGUCCACUCUCUAGAUAAUAUAAAAGUCCUGGGAGAGGGACCGUGCUUCCAGGAGAAGGAUAACAGGACCUUGUCCAGAGACAACCCCCAGCCCUUAACCUCCAAGGGACUUGUGUACAGGGAGUUUAAUACAGAGAAUGUAAUACAAUAUUUGAUACGAUCAGGGAAUUUGACAUACAGUAUGGAUUACGUUUUGAAAAUUCAAUGAUCAUUACAUUUAUUUUUUUGUCAUUUUUUCCCCCCACAUUUUAUUGCACUGUAAGUGUUUGGCAGUUCUCAUGGAAACGUGGAAUUUUUUAACGUGUCUUAAGAGUGGAAACCCUAGAAAUGUACCCUCUGAUAGGCUAGAUCGAAUAAUUUCAGAUCUGUGAACAUUUCGUCUUUCAGAGGGCAUGUUUUACCUGAUUAUACCACAGUCUUUGAGUUUUACAUGAAUUCUAGUCUUAUCAACAAAAAAACACCACAUCCGGAAUGGGCGCCAGAUUUGUUUUGGGAAAAACGUUUUAAUUUUGUAAAAUAAAAAAUCCUGUAAUUCUA
Molecule: messenger RNA, 7244 nt
Organism: Salmo salar (Atlantic salmon)
Lineage: Eukaryota; Metazoa; Chordata; Actinopteri; Salmoniformes; Salmonidae
Source: RefSeq, a predicted model, not a curated record